Messenger RNA from Striga hermonthica, 681 nucleotides. The record is from the annotation of a GenBank genome assembly. Lineage: Eukaryota; Viridiplantae; Streptophyta; Magnoliopsida; Lamiales; Orobanchaceae.
AUGAAUGGCAAUGGAUCACAUCCGCACAGCUUGGAUGUUGAAGCUGGGUCACCGUCGUCGUUGCGACCAACCAAGCCGGAGGAUACACUUAUGACGCCGCCGAUGGCCAGAAAAUCGAAAUCGGGCAAAUACAAAUGCAUCUGCCUGUGUGUGACCGCCGCAAUAUUAGGACUGGGCUUGCUGUUCCUAAUCCUAGGGCUUACUGUCUUCAAGGUCAAGCGGCCCCUCACCUCCGUCGAUUCCGUCUCCCUCGACGAUCUCGACUUCUCUGUCGAUUUCUCCAGUCUCCGCCUCCGCCUCAACCUCACCCUCGACCUCCGCAUCUCUGUCACCAACCCCAACCGCGUCGGCUUCAGGUACGCCAACAGCACCGCCCUCCUCCGCUACAGGGGCGACGAGGUCGGCCAGGUCCCCGUCCCCGCCGGCCGGAUUGGCGCCCGCGACACACGCUCCCUCAACCUAACCCUCACGCUCAUGGCCGAUCGACUCCUCGCCAACUCCGCUAUCUUCUCCGACGCCGUCUCCGGUAGGUUGCCCUUUCAAACUUAUGUCAGGCUUGCCGGAAAAGUGCAGAUCCUGUUCAAUUUUCACGUCGUCACCUACAGCACUUGCGACCUCGAAGUUGCUGUUUCCAGUCGCACGCUUUCCAACCAGAGAUGCCACUACAGGACCGAAUUAUAG